This is a messenger RNA of Marchantia polymorpha subsp. ruderalis, 1376 nucleotides long. The record is from the annotation of a GenBank genome assembly. Lineage: Eukaryota; Viridiplantae; Streptophyta; Marchantiopsida; Marchantiales; Marchantiaceae.
AUGUGCGAGUUUCACACGAAGCAGAUCAGUUUAGGGUGCGCAAAUCUGAUUUGGGUUGCGUUGUGUUGCAGCAGGUGAAGCGUUCGAGCACGGACUUCCGAUCAGGAAUCAACGUGAAUCAAUUGAUUGUCACAAUUUACGGACCGGCUGAGAGAUGUACAGUUGUACUUGGCAUCUCGUCUGACCCUUUGUGCUGCUGUGUAGACUGCACGGAUUUCUGGAACGAGUCUUUCAGGGCCGUGUGAUGAGGAACGACCGCGAGCCGACCGCAAACCGAACUUCUGGAAUUUUUUGUGGCACAGUUUUUUGAGAAAUUCAAUCAGCCUAUUCUGUUUUGCAACAAUCUCUCGGACAAAGUUCAUCCUGUAAUGCCUUUUAUCUGAUUUCAUUGCUCAUUUUUAUUCAUUGGCAACCUGUAAGCUGCAGUAGCACGAAAGUAUUGAAACUUGUGGCACUGCUGUUCAACGCAAAUCAGAUCAGUUUAGGGUGCGCAGAUCUGAUUUGCGUUCCGCUGCGUUGCAGCAGGUGAAGCGUUCGAGCACGGACUUUCGAUCAGGAAUCAACCUGAAUCAAUUGAUUGUCACAAUUUACGGACCGACCGAAAGAUGUACAGUUGUACUUGGCAUCUCGUCUGACCCUUUUGUGCUGCUGAGUUGACUGCACAGAUUUCUGGAACGAGGCUUUCAGGGCCGUGUGAUGAGGAACGACCGCAAGCCGACCGCAAACCGAACUUCUGGAAUUUUUUAUACAGGCACCUUCAUAUUCUUUAUUAUCUCAAACCUUCAAGUAUACUCUAUGUUAUAAACCAAUGAGACAAUCUAUGACCUAUUUGUUCUAAUCGAUAAACCUGAAUUGCUAUCCCAGGCCAUAUCUAUUCUCGCCGAGUUCUCUACAGAAAUUCGUGAUUCUGAAGAAGAUCUAGAAAAGGAAAGAGGAGCUGUUCUUGAGGAACUACGCAUUGGUCGCAAUGCCUUGGGGCGAAUGCAAGAAGCGCAUUGGUUGUUGAUGAUGAAAGGAUCUCAGUAUGCCGAUCGUCAGCCAAUUGGAUUGGAAAGUGUCGUCAGAAACGUAUCGGCCAAAACCGUUCAAGAAUUUUAUCAACGGUGGUGUCGACUGAACCACAUGGCCAUUGUUGCUGUCGGUGACUUUCCAGACACCAAUGCUGUUGUCAAUCUUAUCAAAACUCACUUCGAACACAAGCGUAAUCCCGUUACAGAAGGCCCUCCCAGGGAGAUUCCCCUUCUUCCUGUACCUCCUCACGAUGAACCCCGAUUCUCAUGUUUUGCAGAAGCAGAAGCUGGUGGGGUAAGUAUCUGCGUUCUGCCUUAAAAACCGUUAAGCUUUCAUUCUUUGGAUUAGGUAGUGAGCAUUUCUUC